AUGGUCAGGACCAGGUCGAGGGCUACUAGCCCUAGCCGUCAGGGAAGCAGAGGCGCUUCAAGUGAUCCCCAGCGUGAUCGCCAAUCUGCACCAGUCAUGCAGACGUCAUCCGUUCAGAAUAUGCAAUCCAUGGCGGCUGCAAUGGCGGAAUUGACUCGCCAAAACCAGGAGUUAAGGAUGGAGAUCAGUCAGAGAAGACAGACACGUGAGGAACACGCAGGACAGACACAAGGCCAUGGUGACAAAGAGAAUACUGAGGUUGGAAGCCAGUUUAGAGGCACCACUUCACGGGUAGUGCCACACUUGAAGGAGGAGAUGGACCAAAUGAAGAAAGUCAUGGAGGAGAUGAAGGAGAACAUGAGGAGAACUAAUCCUAUAGAGGAUUUGGUCCACAGAACAGAUUCUCCUUUUACGGCUUCCAUCAAUGGCCACCCCUUACCAUCAAAGUUCAAACUGCCUUCCCUGGACUCGUAUGAUGGGACGCGUGACCCCUUUGAUCACAUUGCAACAUUCAAGACGACAAUGCACCUCCAAGGGGUCCCUGAUGAAAUCAUGUGUCGAGCCUUCCCUACUACCCUUAAAGGCCCGGCACGAGUUUGGUUCAGUAAAAUCCCCCCAAGUUCCGUAAGUUCUUUCGAAGAGUUAAGCAAAUUGUUUGUUAACAAUUUCAUCGGGGGACAGAGGCACAAGCGCUCUUCGUCCAGCUUACUGACCAUAGAACAAGGGGAGAACGAAAGCCUGCGGUCAUUCAUCACUCGCUUCAACAGGGAAGCCCUUAGCGUGGACGAGGUGGACGACAAGCUUCUACUGGCAGCCUUCCACAAUGGGAUUAAUUCGGAUUUAUUUAUCCACAAGCUAUACGAGAAGGAGCCGCAAACCAUGGCCGAGCUCGUGCUCAUGCAAAUCAAAGACGAUCCUUCUUUAAAAUGGCCAGAGAAGAUGAAAGGGGAUCCCAACAAGCGCAAUAAGAACAAAUAUUGUCGCUUUCACAGGGACCAUGGGCAUGACACGGAUGAGUGUUAUGACCUAAAACAGCAAAUUGAGAACCUUAUCAGGCAAGGAAAGUUGAAGCACUUUGUUGGAAGGGAUCGUACAGAUGAGAAGCUGAAAGGCAAAAUGGAGGAAUCAUCCCGGCCCCCACUUGGAGAGAUAAGGAUUAUCGUUGGAGGGAACCUGAUGGGGCGAUCUUCCAAGUCGAAGAAGACGUAUCUCAAAGCGGUACAAAAUGUCCAGCUCUCUGGACGACCACCAAGGACGAGAUUAAUGGACGAGCCAACCAUUUCCUUCACCGAUGAAGAUGCUGAGAGGAUCCAUCACCCGCAUGACGAUGCGAUCGUUAUUACACUGCUCAUUGCAGAUUAUACAACCAGAAGAGUGUUAGUUGAUAAUGGAAGUUCAGCAGACAUAUUGUACUACCCCGCCUUCCAACAGAUGAGGCUUGGACGAGAUCAACUUCGUCCAGUAUGCUCACCGCUGAUAGGAUUUGGAGGAAUGAAGGUGCAGCCCGUGGGUACCAUUACAUUACCAGUGGUGGUAGGGUCAUACCCGCAACAGAUAACCAGGGAAGUCAAUUUCCUCGUGGUAGACUGUACUUCUUCAUACAAUGCCAUCAUCGGAAGACCCACUCUUAAUAGUUGGAAGGCGAUAACCUCAACCUACCAUCUAUCAGUCAAAUUCCCUACGGAGUACGGGAUAGGACAAGCACAAGGAGAUCAGUUGGCAGCUAGAGAAUGCUACUUAGCCAUGAUGGCUUUGGACGAACAGAUGCAGACAAUGAGCAUCGAGGAGAGAAGAGUUAUUGCAGAGCCCACGGAAGUGUUGGAAGAUGUUCUUUUGCAAGAAGAUGAUCCUGAGAAAUUUACCAGAAUUGGAACAGGACGGAAUGUGGAGGUUUAUGUCGACGACAUGCUUGUGAAGAGCAUAGACGGGGGAAGCCAUCUAGACGACCUACAGGAAACCUUUGAAACACUUCGGCGAUAUAAGAUGAAGUUAAACCCAAGCAAGUGUGCAUUCGGAGUAUCGUCGGGAAAGUUUCUGGGGUUCAUGGUCUCGCAAAGAGGAAUUGAGGCAAAUCCGGACAAGAUCCAGGCUAUAUUGAACAUGGAGCCACCGAAGAAUAUCAAAGAAGUCCAAUCCCUCACAGGACGAGUUGCCGCCUUGAACAGGUUUGUUUCGAAAGCCACAGAUAAGUGUUUACCUUUCUUUAAAGUCCUCAGGAAGGCAUUUGAGUGGACGGACGAAUGCCAAAGGGCCUUCCAAGACCUGAAGGACUAUCUCACAACUGCCCCAUUAUUAAGUCCAUCCGUGCAAGGAGAAGAACUGUACUUAUACUUAGCGGUGUCCCCACACGCCGUAAGUUCAGCUUUAAUCAGAGAAGAGGGGAAAAUACAGAAACCGGUGUACUACACCAGCCGGGCACUCAGAGGAGCAGAGGGAAGAUAUCCGCUCAUGGAGAAAUUGGCUUUUGCGCUGAUAACGGCUUCUAGGAAGUUGAGACAUUACUUCCAAGUUCAUGUCAUCAAUGUCAUAACGGACCAUCCGCUUAAGAAGGCAAUGAACAAGUUGGAAGCCGCAGGACGACUGAUUCAGUGGGCAGUUGAACUUAGCGAAUUCGACAUUCGGUACCAACCGAGAAAUGCAAUAAAGGCUCAAGCCUUAGCAGAUUUCAUCGCAGAGUUCACUCCAAGUUACGAAGACCUGGGGGAAGGAGAGUACAACAAAUGGGUCAUCCAUGUAGAUGGAUCAUCUACAUUAUAUGCUGGAGGAAUAGGAGUUGUUUUGCAGUCGCCGGAAGGGGACAAAUUGAAAUACAAGGCCCGUCUGCAAUACCAGACUACUAACAAUGAAGUGGAGUAUGAAGCCCUUUUAAAGGGGUUGGAACUGGCCAAAUCUGUAGAAGCAGACACAAUACUUGUCAUGGGAGAUUCUCAACUGGUCAUAGGCCAAGUCAAUGGAACAUAUGAAGCCAAGGAAGACAGAAUGAAGAAGGAAGAGAAUGUAGAGGCAGAUACUCUGGCGAAGGAAGCAUCUGCGAAUGAGGCGUUGGACGAUAUAGAUGGUGUAUACUACAUGCCAAGUAUAGACCUUCCAGAACUGAUGCAGAUAGAGGGAGAAGAAAAUUGGAUGACCCCAAUAGUGUCCUACUUAAAGGACGGAAGGCUUCCAGAAAAGAAGGACGAAGCUAGGAAGCUCAAGGUCAAGUCAGCCAGGUAUGUGCUUAUGGACGAGGUGUUAUACAAGAGAGGUUUUUCCCAGCCUCUCUUAAGAUGUUUGGCCCCAGACGAAGCGAAUUACAUGUUGAGGGAGGUUCACGAAGGAGCAUGCGGGAACCAUUCAGGAGCCAGAUCACUCGUCCAUAAAGUCAUCCGUAGCGGGUUCUAUUGGCCAACCAUCCAAGCUGAUGCUAAAGCAUAUGUCAAAGUAUGUGAUCAAUGUCAACGCUUCAGCAACAUUCCCAGACAACCAGCAGAAUAUCUCACGCCAAUGAUGGCCCCUUGGCCUUUCGCGCAAUGGGGACUAGACAUUUUGGGGCCCUUUCCGACUGGAACUCGGCAAAUGAAGUUUCUGGUGGUGGGAAUAGAUUACUUCACAAAAUGGGUGGAAGCCGAACCCUUAGCCAAAAUUACGCAGCAGAAUGUCAAGAACUUCGUCUGGAAGAACAUUGGAAUUUUGUGA
Molecule: messenger RNA, 3675 nt
Organism: Quercus lobata
Lineage: Eukaryota; Viridiplantae; Streptophyta; Magnoliopsida; Fagales; Fagaceae
Exons: 5
Coding region: 1-3675 (1224 amino acids)
Molecular function (GO): RNA-DNA hybrid ribonuclease activity; nucleic acid binding
Source: RefSeq, a predicted model, not a curated record